CCGAAGAAGACCGCAAAUCAAAAUGGCGAACGCUGUUGCAAUGGGGGGAAAUUCAACAUUGAGCCACAAACAGCGGCGCGCUGCAUUUAAGAAAGAACGGAGAAAAAGAAAACGUCAAGCCCUUGCAAAACUCAGAGAUUCGGAAGAGGACAGAGAGAACCAUGUAUCAGAAGAUGGUGAUGGUGGUGAUAGUGAUGAGGAAGAGGAGGAGAGGAAGACUGAGGAGGAAAGACAGCGCCUUCACCUGGAGUGGCUGGAGCGGGAGCAAAUCGCUCAGGAGGAAUUCAAGCUGAAAAUGGAGAGAGAGGAGGCAGCACGAAAGAAGAAAGAGGAGGAGGAGAAAAGAAUAAAGGAGGAAUGGGAGGAGCAGCAGAGAAAAGAGCAGGAAGAGAGGGAGCAGAAGCAGCAGGAGAAGAUUGACAGAGAGGAAGCAGUACAGAAAAUGUUGGACCAAGCUGAAAGCCAGCUUGAGAAUAGUGGUCCAUGGAAAAACCCUGAGGCCCCAGAGGAUUAUGGGACAGAGAAAGACAGGGCAAACUGCCCUUUCUUCCUCAAAACUGGAUCCUGCAGAUUUGGGGACAGGUGCUCCCGUAAGCACGUCCACCCCACCUCCAGUAGCACGCUGAUGGUCCGCGGGAUGUUUGUGACCUUCAGCAUGGAGCAGAGCCGGCGCGACGACUACGACACAGACGCCAGCCUGGAGUACAGCGAGGAGGAGGUGCACCAGCAGUUCCUGGACUUCUACCAAGAUGUGCUACCAGAGUUCAGGAGUGUAGGGAAGGUGGUGCAGUUCAAGGUUAGCUGCAACUUUGAGCCUCACUUGAGGGGAAAUGUAUACGUCCAGUAUGAAACGGAGCAGCAGUGCAGAGAGGCCUUCAUAACAUUUAAUGGUCGAUGGUACGCAGGGAGACAGCUUCAGUGCGAGUUCUCCCCUGUCACCAGGUGGAAGACUGCAAUAUGUGGGCUAUAUGACAGGAAGAAGUGUCCCAAAGGGAAGCACUGUAACUUCCUGCAUGUGUACAGAAACCCCGGCGGGGAGUUCUGGGAGGCUGACCGGGACCUGCAUUUGUCCCCUGAUCGGGGCGGUACUUUCAGAGGCCAGUAUUCAGAGUGCUACUCGGAGCGCAGAGACUGGUCCCAGAGGCACCGCAGCUACAGUCCACAGGCUGUCCAGGGGAGGCGAAGGGUGAGGAGGAGCCGGAGCCGGGAAAGGAGGAGCAGGGAAAGGAGGAGCCGGAGCCGGGAAAGGAGGCGCCGGAGCCGGGAGAGGCGGAGCCGGAGCUGGGAAAGGAAGAGCCGGAGCCAGGAGAGGCGGAGCCGUGAGAGGAGGAGCCGGAGCCAGGAUAGGCGGAGCCGGAGCCGGGAAAGGAGGAGCCGGAGCCAGGAGAGGCGGAGCCGUGAGAAGAGGAGCCGGAGCCGGGAGAGGAGGAGCCGGAGCCGUGAGAGGAGGAGCCGGAGUCGGGAGAGGCGGAGCCGGAGCCGAGAAAGGAGGAGUCGGAGCCAGAGCAGAGAGGGCAGGAGGCAGGUCAGUGUCCAAGGAAAGAGAUCUGGGUACAGGGAGAGGCAGAGGUCAAGAGGCAGGAGUCAUUCCCCAUCCAGGAACAGGGAUGGAGGUCGAGAUGGAGAGAGCAAAGGAAGGAGUAGAUCACCCAGGGAGGUGAAAGAGAGAUCUUCAAGGAGGUCACAGACCCCCAGAAGAAAAGGGGGAUCAAGAAACAAAGAACCUUCUAACAAAAGGCGCAGGAGGAGUGAGACAAACAGCCCAAAGAAGCAGGACAAAACAGCAAACGCCUCCGACAGCAGCCCUGCUCACCACCAUCACAAGCACUCCAAAAAGAAGAAGAAGAAAGCCAAGAAAAAGAAGAGCAAGAGCAAGAGGAGUAAAUCGCCCAGCAGUUGUUUGUCAGGAGAUUCAAGUAAAGAAUCUGCAGAAGAGGCAGAGGGAAACCGGUCUCCUAGCCCUGAGAGUGCAGACAACACACAGACCUGCCAGGGGAACCUCACACCACCGGCACCGCACCUCCGUCAGGACCCCCCUCAGGAGACAGUGCAGCCACAGCCCCAGGAGACGACGGAUACAUCAGCAGAGGCAGGGACACAGUGGGCAGAGGCAAGCGUGGAGCAGAACAACACUGCUGACCCUGAACAUUAA
Messenger RNA from Megalops cyprinoides (Indo-Pacific tarpon), 2152 nucleotides. It is a transcript of the gene zrsr2, whose product is annotated as zinc finger (CCCH type), RNA-binding motif and serine/arginine rich 2. The coding region runs from base 23 to 2152 and encodes 709 amino acids. Gene Ontology annotation, biological process: mRNA splicing, via spliceosome. Gene Ontology annotation, molecular function: metal ion binding; pre-mRNA 3'-splice site binding. The record is from RefSeq and is a predicted model, not a curated record. NCBI's taxonomy places the organism in Eukaryota, Metazoa, Chordata, Actinopteri, Elopiformes, Megalopidae. Gene Ontology annotation, cellular component: U2AF complex; spliceosomal complex. The transcript is spliced from 11 exons.